Molecule: messenger RNA, 2519 nt
Organism: Drosophila bipectinata
Lineage: Eukaryota; Metazoa; Arthropoda; Insecta; Diptera; Drosophilidae
Gene: how
Product: protein held out wings
Biological process (GO): regulation of mRNA splicing, via spliceosome
Cellular component (GO): nucleus
Molecular function (GO): mRNA binding
Source: RefSeq, a predicted model, not a curated record
AAAACGCGAGAAACGUCUCACUCACUCGUCAGCUCUCACUCGGUUCGGUUCAGUUAUCUAAAAAACCUAAAACUAAUUCUAAGACUUAACUGAAGACUAAAGGGAAUCGUCCCGAAACCGUAUCGAUCAAGUAGUAGAUGAUCCUCGCUCGGACAAAAAAUAACGUGUUGAAAAGAAGCUGAAAAAUAGUGAAAAAAUCGUUGAAAAGACCCCUCGAGUCAAGUUAUAAGUUUGGUUUCUGUAACAAGAAUCUCACAGAAGAAUAAACAAAGCCCCCCCACAAACACACACACAAACGCGACAUGAGUGUCUGUGAGAGCAAAGCCGUUGUGCAACAGCAACUGCAACAACAGUUGCAGCAACAGGCCGCUGCCGCCGCCGUAGCUGCAGCCGCCGCCGUUCAGCAGCAGCAGGCCGCCCAGCAGCAGGCUCAGGCGGUCCAGGCCGCCCAGGCUCAGGCCCAGGCCCAGGCGCAGCAAGCCCCCCAGGUCCAGGUGGUGCCCCAGCCCCAUCUCACGCCACAGCAGCAGCAGCAGAGCACACAGAGCAUCGCCGACUAUCUGGCCCAGUUGCUCAAGGAUCGCAAGCAACUGGCCGCCUUCCCCAAUGUCUUCACUCACGUCGAACGCCUGUUGGACGAAGAAAUAGCACGCGUGCGCGCAUCUCUCUUCCAGAUCAAUGGGGUCAAGAAGGAACCUCUAACCCUCCCAGAGCCCGAGGGCGCCGUUGUCACGAUGAACGAGAAGGUCUAUGUGCCAGUUCGCGAACAUCCAGAUUUCAACUUUGUUGGCCGCAUUUUGGGACCCCGUGGCAUGACUGCCAAGCAACUGGAGCAGGAAACUGGCUGCAAGAUCAUGGUACGCGGCAAAGGCUCCAUGCGCGACAAGAAGAAGGAGGACGCCAACCGUGGCAAGCCCAACUGGGAGCACUUGUCCGAUGACCUGCACGUCCUGAUUACUGUCGAGGAUACCGAGAACCGGGCCAAGGUUAAGCUGGCCCAGGCUGUUGCCGAAGUACAGAAGCUGCUUGUGCCGCAAGCCGAAGGCGAAGAUGAGCUAAAGAAACGUCAACUUAUGGAAUUGGCGAUUAUUAACGGCACUUAUAGGGACACAACAGCGAAAGCUGUCGCAGCAGCUUUCUCAUGCGUUGGCUCUCCUUCUGCUUCUGUUCUGUAUCCCGCAGUGAGCGAUGAGGAGUGGCGUCGCAUGGUGGCCGUAUCCGACACCCGCCUGCUGACUCCCGCCGGAUUGCCGGGCCUGGCCGCCCAGAUCCGCACCACGCCCGCCGCCCCGCUGGGCGCCCCCCUGAUGCUGAAUCCCCGUAUGACCGUCCCGACCACGGGCGCCAGCAUACUCUCCGCCCAGGCCGCACCGACGGCCGCCUUCGACCAGACCGGAAUGAUCUUCGCACCGUACGGGGAUGCCUACAACUACGCCGCCCUCGCCGGCAAUACUCUGCUCACGGAAUAUGCUGAUCAUAGCGUUGGUCGAUAUAUGCAUGCUGGCUCCGUCUUUUGAACUUCUCUCUAUCCCUCUCAAUAAUUUAUUCCUUGAUCGACAGAGUUACGAAAGCCUAGAGAGGAAAUCCAUUUCAAAUGUUUAGUCUAAAGCCUAAAGCCUAAAGCCUGUAGCUUGUAGUUACAGUCUCACACACCCACAACGCCCCCACUGAAACAGAGUUAUACACCCACACGAAUGUAUAGACUGUACAUAAACAAUUUUAUAUAUUAAACCUAGAGACAACAAAACGGCACAACAGCAACAGUAAAAAGCUAAAAACAAACAUCAUAAUAUAAAAUACUCAACGGAAAAUGAAUUUUUGUUAGUUGUUAGGUCUCAAAGCAAUAAACAUUUCUGCAAAUGUGCAAUAUUGGCAAAAAUAAGUGAUUUUUAGGCCUAUAAUUUUCUAGUAGUUCUUUUAAUUAUAUCUUAACCCUUUAUUUAUGGUUCGACUUGGAUCGUUUGCUUCUAUGAUUUCCCCCAAGCAUACAUGAGUAUAUUCUAGUUGAGAACAGCAACCAGAACAGCGACAGCCAAAGCAAGUUGUUGAUUUUCGUAUGGUUUUUGUUUUUUUUUAUCCCGCAAGUAUUCAAAUUAGUGACUGUCAACUUAGUUGCUGAGUUAACAAAUUCGUUUUAUCCCGUUCUUUUAUCUUCUGAUUAAUAAGUUUUAGUGUUUUGUUUUAAAAUGGUGAGAGGGUCGAGUGUUAAGUGCAAUCUAGAUUUAUAGUUUUAUAUGUAUGUGUAGUGAGUUGUAGAGUUGCGAGUUGGGGGGACAGUAUUUAUGCACAAAUGUACCUUACGAAUAUUUAGCGAGGAAACCGUUUCAAUUUUUCCAGCCAGUGCCAUUUCUCGUCAAAACAGUACUUUGAACAGAAUUGCAGAAAGCUUUUUAAAAUAGACAUAAUAUAUUUCAUAGAUGAGGAGCCUUGAAUCAAGUUGGUGCUUAAUCAAUUACUCGUAUUUCAAGUUAGUUUCUAAGUUAAGUCGAGGCUCUCCGGCAGCCGUCCAGGACCAGAAA